GAAGUCGGGUGCCAGCAGCUGGCGCGUCGCCGGCGGCGGGCCGCCUGGCACCAUGCUUUGCGGCUCUCCCGGCGUCCUCAGGGCCUCCGCAGCGCCCGCCGCGGCCCUGGCUGCGGCGCUGCUCUCGUCGCUCGCGCGCUGCUCUCUCCUGGAGCCGGGCGACACGGUGGCCUCGGCGCUCAGCCCUUACUUCGGCACCAAGACUCGCUAUGAAGAUGUCAACCCGGCGCUGCGGUCGGACCCCGAGGUGCCGCGGCGGGACCCGAAGUUGCUCGAAGGUUCCUGCACCCCGGUGCAGCUGGUCGCCCUCAUCCGCCACGGCACCCGCUACCCUACGGCCAAGCAGAUCCGCAAGCUGAGGCAGCUGCACGGGCUGCUGCAGACCCGCAGGCCCGGCGGUGGGGAUGGGGAGGCCGGCGGCCUGGGCGCCACGCUGGCCGCCUGGCCGCUGGGCUACGCGGACUGGAUGGACGGGCAGCUGGUGGAGAAGGGACGGCAGGACAUGCGGCGACUGGCGCUCCGCCUGGCCGCGCUCUUCCCGGCCCUUUUCAGCCGGGAGAACUAUGGCCGCCUGCGGCUCGUCACCAGCUCCAAACACCGCUGCGUGGAGAGCGGCGCCGCCUUCCUGCAGGGACUGUGGCAGCAUUACCACCCGGGCUUGCCGCCACCCGACGUCGCUGAUAUGGAGUGUGGACCUCCAAGAAUCAAUGACAAACUAAUGCGAUUCUUUGAUCAUUGUGAGAAGUUUUUAGCCCAAGUGGAAAGGAAUGCAACGGCUCUUUAUCAUGUAGAAGCCUUCAAGACUGGACCAGAAAUGCAGACUAUUUUAAAAAAAGUUUCAGAUACUUUACAAGUACCAGUCAAUGAUUUAAAUGCAGAUUUAAUUCAGGUGGCUUUUUUCACCUGUUCAUUUGACCUGGCAAUUAAAGGCAUUAAAUCUCCUUGGUGUGAUGUUUUUGAUGUAGAUGAUGCAAAGGUAUUAGAAUAUUUAAAUGAUCUGAAGCAGUAUUGGAAAAGAGGCUAUGGAUAUACCAUUAAUAGUCGCUCCAGCUGCACUCUAUUUCAGGAUAUCUUUCAGCACUUGGACAAAGCUGUUGAACAGAAGCAAAGGUCUCAACCAGUUUCUUCUCCAGUCAUCCUUCAGUUUGGCCAUGCAGAGACACUGCUUCCACUGCUUUCUCUCAUGGGCUACUUCAAAGACAAGGAACCCCUAACAGCCUAUAAUUAUGAGGAACAAGUCCAACGGAAGUUCCGAAGUGGCCACAUUGUACCUUAUGCCUCCAAUCUCAUAUUUGUGCUUUACCAUUGUGAGGAUGCUAAGACUCCUAAAGAAGAGUUCCAAGUACAGAUGUUGUUGAAUGAAAAGGUGUUACCCAUGGCUCACUCGCAGGAUACUGUUUCUUUAUAUGAGGAUCUAAAGAACUACUACAAGGACAUUCUGCAGAGUUGUCAAGCCAGUGAAGAAUGUGCAUUACCAAAGAUGAACAGCACUUUUGAUGAGCUAUGAGUGACAGCAGAACUUUCUUAGUAGUGUUUUCCUGAGGGUGUUUACAUGCUUGAAAUAGGUAGGCAAUCCUUUGAAUUUUCAUAGAGAAAUAGUCUCUUUUGGGGUCUGGACAUAGUAGAUGAAUGAUUCUUCGCUGGAGCAGCUCUCUUAAG
Molecule: messenger RNA, 1659 nt
Organism: Perognathus longimembris pacificus (Pacific pocket mouse)
Lineage: Eukaryota; Metazoa; Chordata; Mammalia; Rodentia; Heteromyidae
Gene: Minpp1
Product: multiple inositol-polyphosphate phosphatase 1
Exons: 5
Coding region: 53-1507 (484 amino acids)
Molecular function (GO): acid phosphatase activity; inositol phosphate phosphatase activity
Source: RefSeq, a predicted model, not a curated record